Messenger RNA from Symbiodinium natans, 2448 nucleotides. Lineage: Eukaryota; Dinophyceae; Suessiales; Symbiodiniaceae. The record is from the annotation of a GenBank genome assembly.
AUGCCCUUGCAGAUCUGCAGAGGCGGAGGAGACUACCUCUCCGAGAAGUACCAGGAGUUGGCCAGUGGAUCUUCGAAAGAGGCAUGUGACCUCUUCGUCGAAGCAGAGGACCUCCUCGGCCAGGAGCAGUAUGCUGAAGCGGCUGAAAAGGGCCGGGCAGCUCUGAAGGCCUUCCGGGCCGCAGGCAGUGCUGGCGCCGCUGAUGCAGCCCGACUGGUGGUGAAGGCCUUGGUCGGAGAUGGGGACCAUGCCAGCGCACAAGAGCUGGCGAAAGAGGAACUUGCCAGAUACAGGGAGACUGGAGACAAGAUUGGCGAAGCCAAGAUGCUGACUUCCUGUGGCGAAGCCAACUCCGGAAAGGAAGGGAAGGCGAAGGCAGAGGCCAUUGGAUCCGUUAAAGAAGCGAGGUCCAUCUUCAGGAACCAAAAGUCCAAGGAGUGGGAGGCAAAAGCACUGCUCACCCUGGCCGGUAUCAACAUGGGGAAGGACUCGGAUCUGGGAGCUGUUGAGACAGCCCUCAAAAAUGCGACUGAAGCGCGGGACAUAUGCCAAGAGUUCGAUGACAAGCGCAUCGAGGCCGAAUGCCUCUUUGCGAUGGCAGAGGCUCGUGGUAUCGUAUCGUCACCCGAUGAUGCGCUCGAUGCAGCAGACGAAGCGAUGGACCUCUAUUUGGAGUUGAGAGAUAAGCGCAUGGAAGCUCGCGUGCUCAUGAGAAUGUCGGAGUGGAACAUCAAGCUCGGAGAUCACGCCCGAGCUCUCUCCGAUGCAGAAGAUGCCCUUGAGAUCUAUCAAAUGCUGCAGUCUUCGCAGGAGGUCAAGGCACUGCGAAGAGUCUUUGAUGCCCACGUGGCCCGGAGUGACUUGCGAAAGGCUCGUCUCGUGGCCGCGGAAGCCUUGCGUCGCUUCCGCGAGCAGAACAACAAGUUGGCGCAGGUCGAUGCUGUCCGCAUGCUCGUAGAGCUUUAUGUGAAGGCCAACCGGGUGGAGGAAGCAUUGACGGCCGCCAAGCGUGGCAUCACCGUAUGCAAAGAGCUCGGAGAUGUCGCAGCACAGGCUUCGUUGAUGCUUGUGGUGGGGCGUGCGCGUCUGAGAAUGGGCCAGCUGGACAAGGGCAUUGCCAUUGCACAGGAUGCUUUCGCAAUGUUGAAGAAGCUGUCCGUCACUCCGAAGAUUUCGGAGGACAAAGUCGAAGCUAUGCACAUAUUAGUGGAAGCCAACUACCACAGGGGCCACAAAGACGAAGCUUUAGACCUAUCUCUUGAGUUUAAAGAGACCUUCGAGCAGCAAGAAGACAUGGCCGCAUUUGCGCAUGCCCUGCUCAUCUGCGCAACCCUGGAGUUCAAAAAAGGCAAUGUUGAGCAGGCUGCAAGCUACAACUCCAAAGCUCAGAGCAUUUUUAACGAUGAAGGGCUCAUGCCAGGCGAGGCGGACUCCAUGAAGAUGCAAGCGGAGAUUGCGUGGAAGAAGAACGAUUUUAAAAGUGCUAUCAGAUUUGCUGAGAAGGGGCGCGCGUUAUACAGGGAACUAGGAAAGACGGAGGGCGAGAUCGCAUGCAUGUAUAUGAUCUCGGAGAAUGCGGUGCGGCUCUCUGUCAAGGAAGGGGCGAAAAUCUUCGGUGAGGAGCCGAUCCCGCGGCAAGCGCGCGAUGCUCUGGAGAAGGGCAUCAAGCUUGCUGAAGCCGGCAUCAAGCUCGCCAAGAAUACCGCGCUCGCAACAGCACCGGAGUUAAUGGGAUCGCUCCUGUGCGCCAGAGCUCAAGGCCUGACACUAAAAGCCCGAUUUGAGGAGGCUUUGGCCUGUGCGGAUGAGGCAGUGUUGAUCUACAGAGAUCUUCUGUGCUACCAGCUAGAGGCGAAUGCCCUGAUGCUCUCUUGUGACAACUUAAGGGCUCUCCAGCAAAUAAGGGAGGCUGCCGAAGCUGCGGACGAAGCACUGGCGCUGUAUCGUCACGUCCAGGAUGAUGCCGGUGAGAACCUGGCUAUGGAAGUGAUAGCAACGUUCCAGGAGUACAUGCAGCAACAGGCACCACAGUUCAUGCCACCGCCUCCAACGCAAGCUGGUGCAGCUCCUGGGCAAGUGCCUGUCUGGCUACAGCAGCAAGGCCAAGAUGGCCCUCCAGAAGCUGCUGUUGCAAAGACAGCUCCUGCUCGAGGGCCAGCAGGACCCGCCCUUGACGUCAAGUCAGGUCUAAGCGUGGAUGUGAUCACCAACAAGGUGAAGGAGAUCGCAUUAAGAAUCACUGGUGCAGAUGAUGGAGAGAUCGAAGCGGACACGCCGCUCAUGGAAGCAGGGCUCACCAGCAACUCCGCUAUUCUGAUGCGUGAUGAGAUUUCCCAAGCCCUACCUGGUGUGCAGCUGCCUGUUACUCUCGUUUUUGAUUACCCCUCUGUUUCUGCAAUGACCGAGCUCAUCAUGCAGAGCACCGGAGGUGCAGCCAUUGGUAACUGA